Molecule: messenger RNA, 3819 nt
Organism: Elephantulus edwardii (Cape elephant shrew)
Lineage: Eukaryota; Metazoa; Chordata; Mammalia; Macroscelidea; Macroscelididae
Gene: ULK4
Product: unc-51 like kinase 4
Exons: 36
Coding region: 1-3819 (1272 amino acids)
Biological process (GO): protein phosphorylation
Molecular function (GO): ATP binding; protein kinase activity
Source: RefSeq, a predicted model, not a curated record
AUGGAGAACUUCAUUCUGUAUGAGGAGAUUGGCAGAGGAAGCAAGACGGUGGUCUAUAAAGGGCGGCGAAAAGGAACCAUCAAUUUUGUAGCUAUUCUCUGUACUGAUAAGUGUAAAAGACCUGAAAUAACCAAUUGGGUCCGUCUCACUCAUGAAAUUAAACACAAGAAUAUUGUAACUUUCCAUGAAUGGUACGAAACCAGCAAUCAUCUUUGGCUCGUGGUGGAGCUCUGCACAGGUGGCUCCUUAGAAAUGGUUAUUGCUCAAGAUGAAAACCUCCCUGAAGAUGUCGUGCGAGAAUUUGGAAUUGACCUCGUCAUGGGAUUGCAUCACCUUCAUAAACUUGGAAUUCUCUUUUGUGACAUUUCUCCCGGGAAGAUCCUGCUGGAAGGGCCUGGCACCUUGAAGUUCAGCAAUUUUUGCUUAGCAAAAGUGGAAGGUGAAAAUUUGGAAGAAUUCUUCGCUUUGGUGGCAGAAGAAGGAAGCGGUGAUACCGGGGAGAGUGGGCUGAAGAAAAAUAUGAAAAGCAGAAUCAAAGGAUGCCUUGUGUACACGGCUCCCGAAGUCCUGAGGGGAGCCGAUUUCUCUAUCACCAGUGACCUCUGGUCCUUGGGCUGUCUGCUUUAUGAAAUGUUUUCAGGAAAACCUCCAUUUUUCUCAGAACGUUUUUCAGAUUUGAUUGAACAGAUUUUAUAUCAAGACCCUUUGCCACCUAUUCCCAAAGAUUCUUCUCUUCCUAAAGCAUCUUCAGAUUUUAUUAAUUUGCUUGAUGGUUUACUUCAAAAAGAUCCUCAGAAAAGGUUGCCUUGGGCACGCCUAUUGCAGCAUUCAUUUUGGAAGGAUGCCUUCACGAGGAAAGACCAGGACGCUACAGGCACUGAGGAUUCCAGCACCAGGAGAAAUGAGAUGGAGUGUUCGGAGACCCUAGAUUCCAAGGAGCUUUUGAAGAAUCUGCUGAGUGGACAAGCCAAAGGACAGAGGAGUGGUCAGCGGCUGACUCGCUCUUUCAGAGAAAAUGCUACUGAACUGAAGCCCAAGAGUUCUCCCGAGGGUCACCUGAACGAGUCCAUGUUUCUUCUCAGUUCUCGACCUACUCCCAGAACCAGCACCACACUGGGAGUAAGUCCUGAUGAGAAGAUUCCAAACUCACCACUGAAGACUUCUCCUCUGAAGAUGCCAGGUGGUCCCCUGAGUCAGUAUGACCUGGAAUCCCAGAUGAAAGAGCUUAUCUAUACAGACUCGGAUCUUGUUGUCACCCCGAUCAUCGACAAUCCAAAGAUAAUGAAACAACCACCAAUUAAAUUUGACCCCAAAAUACUGCAUCUGUCAGCAUAUUCAGUGGAUAAGUUAGUGUGCCUGAAAGACCAAGAUUGGAAUGACUUUCUGCACCAAGUGUGCUCACAGAUCGAUUCCACUGGGAAGACCACUGUGGCCUCCCGGGCGAAGCUCAACCUCCUUGGCUAUUUGUGCACCGUGGCUGGUCACAGGGACGUGGCCAGCAGGCUCCUCCACUCCCCGCUGUUCCAUUUGCUAAUCCAGCAUUUGCGAAUAGCUCCGAACUGGGAUAUACGGGCCAAGGUUGCUCGGGUGAUUGGCUUGCUGGCCUCGCACACGACGGAGCUCCAGGAAAACACACCUGUUAUCGAGGCAAUUACGCUCUUAACGGAAUUAAUUAGGGAAAACUUCAGGAACAGCAAAUUAAAGCAGUGCCUUUUACCAACUCUCGGGGAACUGAUCUAUCUUGUUGCCACCCAGGACGAAAAAAAAAAGAACCCUCGAGAAUGCUGGGCCGUCCCCUUGGCUGCAUACACAGUGCUAAUGAGGUGCCUUCGGGAAGGGGAGGAGCGUGUUGUCAAUCACAUGGCAGCAAAGAUAGUCGAGAAUGUCUGCACGACGUCGUCGGCUCAGGCCCAGGGCUUCAUUACGGGGGAGGUGGGGCCUGUUCUGUGGUACCUGUUCAAACACUCCACUAUUGACUCGCUCAGAAUAACCGCGAUAUCGGCCUUGUGUAGAAUCACUCGCCAUUCUCCAACUGCCUUCCAGAACGUUAUUGAGAAGGUGGGCUUGAACCUGGUGUUAAGCACUCUGGCCUCUGCCAUCUGCAAAGUCCAGCAGUACAUGUUGACCUUAUUCGCGGCUAUGCUGUCCUGUGGAAUUCAUCUUCAAAGGCUUAUCCAAGAAAAGGAUUUUGUCACCACAAUCAUCAGAUUGUUUGACAGCCCCUCCACGUCCAUUCGCGCGAAAGCCUUCUUGGUUCUGUUACACAUUUUGAUACACAACCGUGAGAUGUUACUGCUCGGCUGCCAAGCACGCCUGGUGAUGUACAUCGAGAGAGACAGCAGAAAGGCUGCUCCAGGCAAGGAGCAGCAGAGCGGCCAUGAAUACCUGUCCAGGUGCCUGGACCUCCUCAUCCGUCACAUCGUGCAGGAGCUGCCGCACAUCCUGGGUGACAUUCUUAACGCUCUGGCUAACGUUUCCGGCCGGAAACACCCAUCCACGGUGCAGGCAAAGCAGCUGAAGAUCUGCCUUCCCCUGAUGCCUGUGGUGCUUCACCUGGUGACUUCUCAGGUUUUUCGACCUCAAGUUGUAACAGAGGAGUUCCUCUUCAGUUACGGAACUAUUCUUAGUCAUAUUAAAUCCGUAGACUCAGGAGAGACGAACAUAGAUGGAGCUGUAGGACCAGUCGUGUGUGAAGAAUUUAUCAAGAUCACACUGUCCGCUUUUGAAGCAAUAAUUCAGUAUCCUGGUUUGUUGAAAGACUAUCGCUCAACGGUGGUCGACUAUAUCCUGCCACCCUUGGUUUCCUUGGUUCAAAGCCCAAAUGUGGAGUGGAGGCUCUUCAGCUUGCGACUGCUCUCAGAAACCACGUCUCUGCUUGUGACCGAGGCGGACGGGGACGGCAGGGACGAGGCGAGCCUGGAUUCCGACAGCGGUCUCGUGGCUCUUGUCAGAGACGCCCUGCUUCCCCAGUACGAUCACAUCCUCACGGAGCCUGACCCCGUGCCAGCGUAUGCCCUGAAGCUGCUCGUUGCCAUGACGGAACACAGCCCAGUUUUUACCAGACUUGUGGAAGAAAGCAAGCUGAUCCCACUCAUUUUUGAAGUAAUUCUGGAACAUCAGGAGAGCAUUCUGGGUAACACCAUGCAAAGUGUGGUUGCUUUACUUAACAAUCUGGUGACCUGCAAAGAUUCGAAUAUGAAGCUGCUUUAUGAACAAGGUCUUGUCAGUCACGUCUGCAGCCUGUUAACCGAAACGGCCACACUGUGCUUGGAUGUGGACAGUCAAAGCAACAUCGAGACAGCGUCGGCGCUGAUGUGCUCUCUGCUCGAGAUUCUGCUGGGCAUGCUGACCUACACGUCCGGCGUGGUUCGACUGGCUCUGCAGGCGCAGAAGACUGGCUCAGGAGGGGUCGUCGAGGCUGCAGAAGACCUGCUGCUGCUCAGUCGGCCCCUGACAGACCUCGUCAGCCUGCUCAUUCCACUGCUUCCUCAUGAAGAUCCUGAAAUUUUUGAGGUUGCAUCCAAAUGUCUGUCUAUACUGGUUCAGUUAUAUGGAGGGGAAAAUCCCCACAGCCUGUCUCCUGACAAUGCAGAAAUCUUUGCUGGAUUGCUUGCAUCAAAGAAGGACCCCAAGGAGCAGAAGCUUCUGUUGAGGAUUCUUAGGCGAGUGGUCACCUCCAAUGAGAAGCACCUGGAGAGCCUCCGGAAGGCAGGUGGCCUCCUGCGGACACUGGAGCAUCUGUCCCCGGCGGGCAGUUCACCAGCCGACAGUGCAGUAGCCUCCUUGGCCCUGGAAAUCCUCCAAGCCGCCAGUCACUGA